UACAUUUGUGGUUCUUCUCCAAAAGACAUGAAUAAUAUUGAACAAGUAAAAAAAAGAUUAAUUAACCACGAAUCGUUGAGAUUUGGACUGUCCACACUACAUGCAUGGAUACGAUUCUUUGAAUGCUUGUUACACGUUUCAUAUCGUUUGGAAUGUAAGACUUGGCAAGUAUGUAAGAUUGUUAUAAUAUGCAAAAUAUAUUUAAUCAAUAAUUAUAUUAAACAUUAAAAAUUAUAUUUUAGGUUAGAACACCAGUACAAAAGCUAAGUUCUGCACAACGAAAAAAAAACAUUCAAGAACGUUUUCGCACAGAAAUGGGUUUAUUGGUUGAUGUUGUGCUACAAGGGAAAGGAAAUACAAACGAUGGUAACACGGCAAGAAGAUUUUUUAAAAACCCAGAAAAGAGCGCAGAAAUAACUGGAAUUGAUUUUACAUUACUCCAACGUUUUGGGAACAUAUUAUCUGUAAUUGCUAGUGGACGUAAAAUUAAUCCAAUUACGUUUGAUGAAUAUGCUUUGGCCACGGCUACAUUGUUUGUACAACUUUAUCCUUGGUACUAUAUGCCGGCAAGUGUACACAAAAUACUUAUUCAUGGAGCUGACGUUAUAAAAUUCGCCAUUUUGCCUAUUGGACAACUUUCUGAAGAAGCCCAAGAAGCUAGAAAUAAAGAUUACAAACGAAUAAGGCAAAAUCAUACAAGAAAAAAUAGUAGAUUAAAUACCAAUAAAGAUUUAAUACACAUGCUACUCGUCUCAUCAGAUCCAUACAUAUCGUCCAUUAGAGAACUGCCGAAUAAAUGUCGAUUUACAUUCAGUGAUGAUUUACAAAACUUAUUUAUGUUUCCUGAGUACUCAGAUAAAAGUACAAAUGCAUUAAAUUCGUCGUUUUCAGAAAUGGAAAUAAACGAAAAUGAAUAA
Messenger RNA from Myzus persicae (green peach aphid), 917 nucleotides. RefSeq lists its product as uncharacterized. The transcript has 3 exons. The record is from RefSeq and is a predicted model, not a curated record. The coding region runs from base 315 to 917 and encodes 200 amino acids. Lineage: Eukaryota; Metazoa; Arthropoda; Insecta; Hemiptera; Aphididae.